ACUAACGGAUUCAUCGUAAAAGUGCAUACGAACCAUAAAAGUAUAAGCAGUGUAGGGCAGCGACUAAUUAGUGUCUUGAAACAUUAGUGAAUCAAAACUUAUCUUGAGAACAUGGAAAACUUCUUUAGAAGCAUUCCAGGUAUAGGGCAAUAUUUUGGUGGCGAGUAUGAGCAUAAGUUGCUCUUCGUGCCCGAUGCUGAUCACGAACCUGACGUGGAUCACGAAGUAUCGGAACCUGCGCUCUUUCGAUUUUUACUCAACGAGGAAACUACGGAAGAUAUCAAAAGAGCAGAACAAGCUGAAAUACCUGACAUGCUGAAGGUUUUAAAAGACAUCAAAAAAGAGUCGAAAAUCACGGAAUUUGAAACCCACCAGUGCAGCAUUGGCAGCAGGGGAAAUGCUAUUAAAGUGUUUCACGUUUUCAUCGUCUUCAAAACGACAUGUGAAACAGAUGGAGACUAUUGGUGGUCACUAGAAAAGAACCGUGAUUACAUCGCUUUGCAACGAUCACGCAACAAAAAUAACGUCAAGGACAAGUGUUAUGAUCAAGUGCGAAGUAAAGUGAAACCCAUUGUCGAAAAUUUGGAAGGAAAAGGUACGAUUCAAUAUCUUUUAGCAUUACUUUGGGCCCAUCAGGUCAUUCCAGAAAAGUACAACAUCUUGAACUCAAACUGCCAGUCUUUUGUCACUUUCAUCAGUCAACAAAUUACUCAAGAAGAAUACGAAUACAAGGGUUAUUUCAAAUGCUCCCCUCCUCCUGAAAAUGGCCGCAACAAAAAAAUGUUGGAUUUAAUUGUUAUCCUUAGGGGUCGUUCAGAUUGGUCCCCUUUAUUUACUGUAAUUCAAAUGGAAAAUAUCGAUCUUCUUGAUAAAAUGAUCGACAGUGGUAAGUACGACAUCAACGCCUUCUACAAUGAAUAUACUCCGCUCCACUAUGUGAUUAUGUAUUCGAAAUCCAAAAUGGUCAAACAUCUUCUGAAACAUCCACUGAAUGCCAACCCAACGACGCGUGACGCAUACGGGAAAAGCGCCCUUCAAUUGGCGGUCACGACCACAAUGAAAGCAGAGAUCAUCAAUUUGCUCCUAGCUCAUCCCAAAGUCAAGAUUGACGAUGUAGACAGAGAUGGACACACUGCUCUCCAUUUGGCCGCUUCUGUCUCCAACGUCAUCGCUGUUCAAAAAUUAUUAGAAAAUGGAGCCAAUCCUACCAUUUACGACAAAGAAGGUCUGUCUCCUCUUCAUGUGGCAGUAGGAGAAAGAGACGGUAACGAGAUCAUUGAUUUGCUCCUAGCACAUGACAAAGUUAAUGUUGACGAUGUAAACGAAUUCGGAGAAACUGCGCUUCAUGCUGCCGCUUACGCAUCCAACGUUAUUGCUGUCAAACGCUUGAUAGAAAAAGGAGCCAAUCCCAACCUUUUCGACAAAGACGAUCUGUCCCCUCUUCACGUGGCAGCCCUGCAAAAUAACGGUAACCCUAUGAUUGAUCUACUCUUAGAAGCUCAAAAAGUCAACGGGAUGGGCGAUGUAAACUAUAGAAAUGGAUGCGGAUGGACUGCACUUCAUUAUGCCGCCGAAUCAUCCAAUGAAAUCACUGCCGAGCAUUUGAUCGUAAAGGGAGCAGAUGUCAAUUGUAGAGACAAUAAUGGCAUUACUCCACUUUACCUGGCUGCACUCAGCGCAAAGGACAUGAAAAUCGUCGACUUGUUACUAAUGAAUAUGAAAGAAGGAGACCUGAGCCGGUAUAAAAACGAUAAAAUACUUUUCAAUUUGGUCAAGGAAAACAUGCACGGACUAGCAGUGGAAAUUGGUGAUCGGUUUUCGAAAAAGGGCAUCAAACCUGCGAGUACCGAUACUGACGAGUGGACUGAAGAAUCAGACGAGGCAACAGGCGUUACAGAUCCUUCAAUUAACUUGACUAUAUUUGAUGGCCUUCGAAUAGCGACAGCCAAGAAUUCACAGGAAAUGGAUGAAAUUCUGAAAGAAGGAAAUUUCGAUUUCAACCGCUGCAUCAAUCAAGAUGGGGAAACUCCACUUUUUUUCGCAAUACGCGCCAACAACGUGAAUUGGGUUAGACUUUUGCUGGAAAAGGGAGCCGAUCCCACCAUACGCAACAACAUAGGCCUCACUCCAUUUCACGUGGCGGUGGAUAACGCUAAAGAUUUCGAAAUUCUCAAUUUACUUCUGGCAAACGAAAAAGUUGACAUAAAUGAAACUAGAGAUCAACAGGGAUCGACUGCCCUCCAUUAUGCAAUUACAGCAUCCAACGUGAAUGUCGCUCGCUUCCUGUUAUCAAAAGGAGCCAACCCCAACAUCGAUUAUGAGAAUGGAUCCACUAUACUCCACGAAGCGGUAUUUCUUGCUAAAGACAUGGACGUUGUCGAGUUGCUCUUGAAUCAUGAAGACGUGGAUGUCCACUGCUUGGACAAUAAGGGGCGAAAUGCACUACAUUACGCAAGGAAAAACAAGAGAGGGCUCGUCGAAAGAAUUGUCAAACGAUUGAAAGAGAAAGGCGCUCUGGAAAGAGGAAGCAAAUUGCUCAAAAGAAACAAUGAAUAUUUCAAAAAACAUAUGCGUGUUUUCAGCAAUCGAAGGCCCCGAAAAGUUGAAAACUUUUUAAGCGACGGUACAAUACCAAUUGAGGACAAAAUCGAUAAAAUAUCGGAGGAAUAUCUGCUUUCAGCUAUCAAAGACUCAGACGUAGAAAGUGUUCGUCUCCUAUUGAAAAAUGGAGCAGAUAUCAGAGCAUGGGAAGAAACGGGAGCGAAUGCACUUAAUUUUGCAUCAUUUUUGGCAAAGACGACGGAUGUCAUCGACGCCAUUCUGGAAACGGGAAAAUUCGACAUCAACGGAGGUGACAGAGAAGGAGUGACACCUCUCCAUUUUGCAAUCAUGGGAACAAACUUGGAAACGAUUGCUCGUCACCUGAUUCAAAAAGGAGCCGACCCAAACAUUGCCAACAAGAGAGGCAACACCGCACUUCACUUUGCGGCCCUUUAUGCAAAAACAAUCGAAACAAUCACUUUAAUCCUGGAAAAUAAACAAGUCGAUAUCAAUCACCGUGACGAACUUGGAAGAACUGCUCUACAUUACGCAAUAGAGAAAAAAAACGUGGAGAUGGCUCGCUAUUUACUGGAAAAAGGAGCCGAUCCCACCAUACGCAACAAUGAGGGCAACAAUUCAUUUCAUUUAGCAGCACAAUACCUGGCAGACACCGAUGUUCUCAAUCUCAUGCUGCAAAACGAAAAAAAGAUCGAGAUUGACGGAAGGAACAAAACAGGAAGGACUGCCCUUUAUUUCGCAAUGACGGCAUCCAACGUGACUGUCGCUCGCUUCCUGUUAGCAAGAGGAGCUGAUCCCAAUGGCGUCGAUGAAAAGGGUGUCACUCCACUUCAUGUAGUGGUAAUGUUUGCCAAAGACAUGGACAUUGUCGACUCUCUAAGAAACGCUGUGUUCUAA
Messenger RNA from Daphnia pulex (common water flea), 3456 nucleotides. RefSeq names its product putative ankyrin repeat protein RF_0381. Gene Ontology annotation, molecular function: protein binding. Bases 112 to 3456 code for a protein of 1114 amino acids. The record is from RefSeq and is a predicted model, not a curated record. NCBI's taxonomy places the organism in Eukaryota, Metazoa, Arthropoda, Branchiopoda, Diplostraca, Daphniidae. The transcript has a single exon.